GCUCUACAUAGUAUAUUAACUUGGCUGCGAAGGGGAACUAGGCUACUCAGAACCGAUAACAGGACUCCUAAUAGCUACCGCAGAACAACUUGUUUGGUUCAUGAUGUUUGUCUGGUUUUGUGUUGUCGUUUGUGCUUUCACCGGUCGCUUUGUAACCGAACAAUAUCCGACUGUCGGCGCCACGCAUAAAGCUCCAGCGAACAACACCGAGGUUUUAGACAUAGCACUGUAUGCUGUGGCUUCAUUCAACGAAGGCAACUCAGGAGGCAUGUUUAAUUACACAAUUGUGAAUAUAACAUCGGCUGAAAUUCAGGUUGUCGACGGAUUUAACUACAUCCUGGAAAUGAUCCUGGGACAUACAACGUGCAAGACGGGCAACGCUGCUGCUAGCGAGAACGGCGCCGCUGCUGCUAGCGAGAACGGCACCGCUACCGGCACCACCGCUGCUGCUAGCGAGAACGGCACCGCUACCGGCACCACCGCUGCUGCUAGCGAGAACGACACCGCUACCGCCACCACCGCUGCUGCUAGCGAGAACGACGACGCUGCUGCUAGCGAGAACGGCACCGCUGCUGCUAGCGAGAACGGCACCGCUACCGGCACCACCGCUGCUGCUAGCGAGAACGGCACCGCUACCGGCACCACCGCUGCUGCUAGCGAGAACGACACCGCUACCGGCACCACCGCUGCUGCUAGCGAGAACGGCACCGCUGCUGCUAGCGAGAACGGCAACACUGCUGCUAGCGAGAACGGCACUGCUAGCGAGAACAACACGGCUACCAGCACCACCACCGCUGCUGCUAGCGAGAACGGCACCGCUGCCACCGCCGCUGCUGAUGGCGAGAACGGCACCGCUACCGCCGCUGCUGAUGGCGAGAACGGCACCGCUGCUGAUGGCGAGAACGGCGCCGCUACCGCCGCUGCUGAUGGCGAGAACGGCGCCGCUACCGAUAGCGAGAACGGCACCGCUACCGCCGCUGCUGAUGGCGAGAACGGCACCGCUACCGCCGCUGCUGAUGGCGAGAACGGCACCGCUACCGCCGCUGCUGAUGGCGAGAACGGCACCGCUACCGCCGCUGCUGAUGGCGAGAACGGCACCGCUACCGCCGCUGCUGAUGGCGAGAACGGCACCGCUUCCACCGCUGCUGAUGGCGAGAACGGCACCGCUUCCGCCGCUGCUGAUGGCGAGAACGGCACCGCUGCUGAUAGCGAGAACGGCACCGCUACCGCCGCUGCUGAUGGCGAGAACGGCGCCGCUACCGAUAGCGAGAACGGCACCGCUACCACCGCUGCUGAUGGCGAGAACGGCACCGCUGCUGAUAGCGAGAACGGCAACGCUGCUCCUUACCAAACAUGUGACUUCCUCUCUGACCCCAAGAAACUUCAGUGCAACUUCACAGUUUAUGAAGACUUUCAGAAACUUUCACGUGUGCUUUCUCAAAAUCUGUGUAAGCCUACUGAUUCUGACUAGUGUGAAAUAAAUGUAUUAUUUGAAAUGGAGCUUUAUUAAAAUGGGCCACUAUCAACACCCUGUACUGAUGUUCAA
Molecule: messenger RNA, 1546 nt
Organism: Perca flavescens (yellow perch)
Lineage: Eukaryota; Metazoa; Chordata; Actinopteri; Perciformes; Percidae
Exons: 6
Coding region: 101-1471 (456 amino acids)
Cellular component (GO): cytoplasm; vesicle
Molecular function (GO): cysteine-type endopeptidase inhibitor activity
Source: RefSeq, a predicted model, not a curated record